GCAUGCUUGACAACGAAAUGUCUUCCGAUGUAAACAAUCUUACAAAACGAGCAUGUUUCUGAAAGUUUCUACCUUGUUUUUAGGAAGACGUGCCGUUGUCAGGUCAAAACAUUAUUCAUUCCGAUACCUUCACUACGUACAAGGUCAGGAACCAGAGCCAAAAAUACGGGAAUACUUUUAUUUCAUUGAUCACCAAGGCCAAUUGUUUCUUGACGACGCAAGGAUUAAAAAUUUCACAUCUUGUUUCAAAGAAAAGGACUUUUUGGUUUUCUUUUUCAAACGACUGAGAUUGAAUGAAAGUGACAGAUAUGCAGAUGAAUUUCCCUAUCUUUCACCAUGUGGUAGAGAAAGGAACUUUAUAAGAUGUGAUGAUAAACCUAUAGUGUAUACACACCUGAUCGAAAGUGAUUCUGGAGAAACUCUCUUAUCCUUUGGGGGUGCUGGCAAUGCAAUGACCACAGAAUUUCUACCCUCGAGGAUAUGCAUGCUCCCAAACACUGGAAGAGUUUACCACCCCGCCCCAGCCAAAGUCGGGGGCAUUGGACUAAUCAAAUCAAGUCUUGCCAUAGAGCUUAGCAAAUAUUUCGAGUUUGAAAAUGGUGAAGAUAACCCUCCCACUCUCUUUACCUGGAAGGGGGAGAAGCUUCGGUUGACUAAUGAUUUAAUCGACCUAAUGGAUAAGUCUCCCUUGGAGAUCAGAGAACUUCUGAGUAAUAAGAAUUGAACUUGACUGUGUGAUUGUUCUUUUUAAUGUCAAUGAAGAAAACUUGAUAAUUGAAAGUGUUACAGAUUUUCCUUUUAAUUUAUUCACACUGCAUAUGUAUGAUUUGUUUAAAUUACUUAUAUAGGCAUGCAUCAACAUUGUUUUAAAUGUUCUUAUUACAGUAAACCAUUUUUUGAUGUGAUAUAAAAUAGUACAGAUAUUGAUGAAUAUUGAUUCAUGUCAUAUGAUAAAAAUAAGAAUUUGUCUAUCCAAGAAAUGUAUAGCGUACUGUCUUAUAUAUUACAUGUAAUAAUACUCUGAUAUACAAUGUUGUUGUUAUUUGUUAUGCAUCAAAUAUGAAUCAUUUCUG
Magallana angulata is the source of this 1073-nucleotide messenger RNA. RefSeq names its product UPF0598 protein CG30010-like. Lineage: Eukaryota; Metazoa; Mollusca; Bivalvia; Ostreida; Ostreidae. The record is from RefSeq and is a predicted model, not a curated record. The transcript is spliced from 3 exons. The coding region runs from base 53 to 724 and encodes 223 amino acids.